CAAAGAACGCCUCAUCCGCUUUCGCCCCUGCCCAGUCUGCAUCGUCGGUAUAGCUCGCCCUUCUCGGAGCCGGGGCUUGUCCCAGCCGCCUGUUACUUGGCCAUAACCCAAAAGGAUGAGGGAGAAAAGGUGAAAGUUGUUUGUGUCACUCAUAUCUCACAGGUGGUGAUGUGAGAGACGCCGGAAGAAGAGAAUUUAUAUGAAAGAAUAGCACAGUCAUGGCUCGUGGUCCCAAGAAGCACCUGAAGCAUGUAGCAGCUCCAAAGCAUUGGAUGUUGGAUAAAUUGACUGGUGUGUUUGCUCCUCAUCCAUCCACUGGUCCCUACAAGCUGAGGGAAUGUCUCCCUCUCAUCAUCUUCCUAAGGAACAGACUGAAGUGUGCUCUAACAGGAGAUGAAGUAAAGAAGAUCUGCAUGCAGCGGUUCAUUAAGCUUGAUGGCAAGGUCCGAACUGAUGUAACCUACCCUGCUGGUUUGAUGGAUGUCAUCAGCAUCGACAAGACUGGAGAGAACUUCCGUCUGAUCUACGACACCAAGGGUCGCUUUGCUGUUCAUCGUAUUACACCAGAGGAGGCCAAGUACAAGUUGUGCAAAGUGAGAAAGAUCUUUGUGGGCACAAAAGGAAUCCAACAUCUGGUGACUCAUGAUGCUCGCACUAUCCGCUACCCUGAUACCCUUGUUAAGGUGAAUGACACCAUUCAGAUUGAUUUGGAGACUGGCAAAAUUACUGAUUUCAUCAGGUUUGACACUGGUAAUCUGUGCAUGGUGACCGGAGGUUCUAACCUGGGAAGAAUUGGUGAGAUCACCAACAGAGAGAGGCAUCCUGGUUCUUUUGAUGUAGUUCAUGUGAAAGAUGCCAAUGGCAACAGUUUUGCCACCCGGAUUUCCAACAUUUUCGUUAUUGGCAGAGGCAACAAACCAUGGAUUUCUCUUCCCCGUGGAAAGGGUAUCCGCCUCACCAUUGCUGAAGAGAGAGAUAAGAGCCUGGCGGCCAAAAAGAGCAAUGGGUGAAAUGAUCUCUAGGUGACAUAAUUGGAAGAGUCUUUGUACUUAAGAUAAUAUAGCAUGAAAAAAAUUAAAACUUUUAUUUUGAGAUAAUUGUAGAUUUAUAUGUAAUCAUAAAAAGUAGCACAUAGAGACCCUGUGUAUCUUUUACUUAGUUUUCCUCAAUAACACUUUGCAAAACUGUAGUACAGUACCAGCCAGGAUAUUGAUGGAUACAGUAAGGACAUAGCAUUUCCAUUACCACAAAGAUCCUUUGUGUUGUAUCAUUUUACCAUCCUACAAGCAAUGUAUGAGAGUUCCAGUUGCUUCAUAGCCUCACCAACACUUAUUUUCCAUUUAAAAAAUUAUAGUUAUCCUAGCAGGUAUGAAGUAGCAAUUCAUUAUGGUUUUGAAUUGCAUCUCCCUGAUGGUUGGUGGUGAGCAUCUAUUAAUAUGCUUCUUGACUAUUUCUAUAGCUUUUUUGGAUAAAUGACAAUCCAAAUCCUCAUUUGCUUAUUUUAAAUUUUGUUAUUAAUGUUUUUAUUUUUGAGUUGUAAAAGUUCUUUAUGUAUUCUGGACACUCGAUAUUAUCAGGUAUAUGAUUUGCAAAUAGUUUCUCCCAUUCUGUUGUCUUUUUACAUUCUUGAUAGUGUCCUUUAACUUGCAAAAGCUUUAAAUUUUUGAUGGUGUCCAAAUCUAUUUUUUAGGUGUUUUAUCUAAGAAACUGUUGCCUUGAAAAUUUAAAAGUCUUGAAAAUUUACACCUAUGUUUUCUUCUAAGAGUUUUACAGUUCCAGCUCUUACACUUAGGUCUUUGAUUGAUCUUGAGUAAAUUUUUGUAUGUAGUAUGAAGUAGAGGUACAUAUUUAUUCUUUUUGCAUGUGGAUGUCCAGUAGUCUCAACAUUACUAAAAAGACUAUGUUUUCUAGCAUUGAAUGGUUCUGGCAUCCUUGUAGAAAUCAAUUGAGCAUAGAUGUAUGAGUUUAUUUCUGGACUCCCAAUUUUAUUUCAUGAUCUAUAUGUCUCUCCUUAUGCUAAUACCACACUGUCUUGAUUGUUAUAGCUUUGUGGUGAGAUUUGAAAUGGGAAGUGUGAAUCUUUCAACUUUGUUCAUCCUUUUCAAGGUUGUUUUGACUCUUGGGGUCACUUGCAUUUCCAUGUGAAUUUUAAGAUCAACUGGUAAAUUUUUGCAAAAUAAGUAUUUGGAAUUUCCAUCGGGGUUACAGUGAAUCUAUAGAUCAAUUUGGGAGUAUUGCUAUCUUAAUAAUAUCAGGUUUUCCAGUCGAUGAACAUGGGAUACCUUUAAAUUUAUUUAGAUUUUCUUUAAUUUUCAACAGUGUUUUAUAGUUUUUAGUGUACAAGUUUCAUACUUGUUCAUUACAUUUAUUACUAAGUACUUUAUUUUUGAUGCUGCUAUAAAUUGAAUUUUUUUUUAUGUUUGGAUUGUUCAUUGCUAGUGUAAAGAAAUACAAUUGAUUUUUGUUAUUGAUCUUGUAUCCAGUCAUUUUUCUAAACUUGAUAGCUCUAAUUGCAUGCGUGAAUUUUUU
This is a messenger RNA of Rhinolophus ferrumequinum (greater horseshoe bat), 2529 nucleotides long. Its product is annotated as 40S ribosomal protein S4, X isoform-like. Gene Ontology annotation, biological process: translation. Bases 219 to 1010 code for a protein of 263 amino acids. The transcript has 3 exons. Gene Ontology annotation, molecular function: RNA binding; structural constituent of ribosome. Gene Ontology annotation, cellular component: cytosolic small ribosomal subunit; ribosome. The record is from RefSeq and is a predicted model, not a curated record. NCBI's taxonomy places the organism in Eukaryota, Metazoa, Chordata, Mammalia, Chiroptera, Rhinolophidae.